GGAGAACAAAAGAAGCACAUGGAAAAUAUACUCAAAUGAGCGAAGAGUACCAAACACAGCUAGGACAAACAGGGUCAUCGUCUUCAAUAAAUGAGAUUGAUAUUAUGCACCGGAACUUGAGAAGAUAUCGCGGACGCCAAAGCGGAGUGGGUCCUACCCUAUCAAAGGGUGCAUCUCGACGAGUGGAAGAUGGCGCUACUUCAACAUUCCAAGACCACCGGGAUGUUCAAAUAAGUGAAUUGAAGGCAAAUCAAGAGUUGAUGCAAGCAAAUCAGGAGUUGAUGCUUCAUGACCUACAACAAUUUAUUCCUGGCCUUAAACUUCCUUCACGCAGCUCCGCAAAUGAUGUUCCUUUGACAUCAAG
Cuscuta europaea is the source of this 364-nucleotide messenger RNA. Lineage: Eukaryota; Viridiplantae; Streptophyta; Magnoliopsida; Solanales; Convolvulaceae. The record is from the annotation of a GenBank genome assembly.